Messenger RNA from Branchiostoma belcheri (Belcher's lancelet), 1079 nucleotides. Its product is annotated as calmodulin-like. Lineage: Eukaryota; Metazoa; Chordata; Leptocardii; Amphioxiformes; Branchiostomatidae. Gene Ontology annotation, molecular function: calcium ion binding. The record is from RefSeq and is a predicted model, not a curated record. Bases 601 to 1065 code for a protein of 154 amino acids. The transcript has 5 exons. Gene Ontology annotation, cellular component: myosin II complex.
CACAGUGUGUCAGGGCUGCACGUAGGGAGAGGUCAUUGCCGUGUUAUAUUUAGCUCAGAGUGAACGUAGAAAAGCUCUAUAACAGACGGGAGAGAGACGGAGGGAGGCGGAGGGUGAAGUGUGGUGUGGACGAUCUAACGGGGAGGAAUUUAGAGCUGAUUGACUUUGGUGGGGAGAACGCUGUUUUGAAUGUGGUAGGAGAAAAGACGCGAGUGACGGAGGACAGGGGCGAAAGCAAAGGCCGCGCACGGUUUUUCCUUUUCCGGAUAUCCACCUGAAACAUAAAGUCACCAUGCGUAAGCUUUACUACCUGCAAAAGACGGGGUUCCUGGCCCUGUUUACCAUGAUGGUGGUGAUGUCGGCUGUAUUGAUGUUUUUAUAAUGAGACUGUCGGACGAUGUGGGAUAAAGGCGGCUUUAUCCAUGGGCUGUCACGGAAGCAACUGAACCAGCAUUAACGUUUAUCCACACUCUUGCCUACCUGUAUGCUGUGUCUGUGCUGUCACAUGUAACCAGCCUGGCUGGAUCGACCAUCGGGAAGGAAUCGAAACUACGGAGCUACGACGAACCGUCUUCUGUAAAGUCUUAAGAGGAGUUCAAGAUGUCAAGACGACCGACUUACAGCAGGCAAGACUCCUUGUCCGCGACCCUUCAGGAGGCCUUCAUAAAAUACGACAAGAAGAAAACGGGAAAGAUGGACAUCCACGACUUGUUCCGAGCGCUGCGGAUGCUGGGACUGAACCCUACGGAGGAACAGAUCAUCUCCAUCCGCAGGGACAUCGAUGACGGGUCCGGGGUGGUCCACUUCGACGACUUCUGCAACAUCGUCAGGAGAUUAAUGUACCAAGCAGAGCAGGAACACGCUGCCGACGAUCUGAGAGUGGCGUUCCAAAUGUUCGACAGGGAAGGGUCGGGGUACAUACGGGCAACCGAGUUUAGAAAAGUGAUGACGACACUAGGAUACCGGAUGAGCGCGCAAGAAGUGGACGACAUCUUGAAGAUGGUUGACGUCACCGGAGAUGGAAUGAUCAGUUAUGAGGAGUUUAUCUCCGUUUUAGCAGCGUGAAUUCGAAUGAGAGA